This is a messenger RNA of Ruditapes philippinarum (Manila clam), 1615 nucleotides long. RefSeq lists its product as uncharacterized. The transcript has 5 exons. The coding region runs from base 317 to 763 and encodes 148 amino acids. NCBI's taxonomy places the organism in Eukaryota, Metazoa, Mollusca, Bivalvia, Venerida, Veneridae. The record is from RefSeq and is a predicted model, not a curated record.
GUUAUUCAAAUCAGACAUAUUACAUACAACACAUUAUUGCAGGAUUAUUUUAAGCAUGUAUUCAAUUCGCUCACUAUCAUGUCUGUUCUUUAAGAAAUGUUCUUCUCCUGCGAUAACAUGUGAAAAAACUUGGGACAUAAUAAGAUGUUUCAAGAGUUGUAUAUGCAUUGGUUAAAUGCACACUUUAGAAUCGUAUUAAUCAGCUAUUCAGGUAAAGAAACAGCUAUUUGUCAGACUGGUUGUGUUAGCUGCAUGCCUUGAACUUGUACAGAUACCUUUACUAGUGACACGGUUCCUGCCAAGACAUACCGAAACAAUGUUUUGCUUCAAUAACGAGAACAUUGACAAUAUAAAAGGAAAACCUGAAUGGACUGAACAUCUAAAACCCAAGAAAGUUGACGGGUCUUAUUGCGUUGAAGCUAGUAAGGCGAUAUAUGCUAUUGUGUCAAAGAUGACUGAAGCAAGAUAUGACAAAGAUGCAAACCCUGAACAUAACUUAUCAAACCUAACCAUGUUUGAUUGUGAAAUUGAGGAAAGAAAUAUAUCAAAUGUACGACUUAAGUUUAAAGGAGCAAGUUUAAAGUCAGGUCAAAGCUCAAACAUAUUCUGGAAGUCAGAUUUAAGGGUCGGCAGCGAUGUACAAUAUCUAGACGAAGAGGGAGCGAUAUCUAUCAAGAAAUCCGGUCAUUACUUUAUUAAUGUACAGCUUACAAUCAGAAUGAAUGUCGGAAGUUUUUAUGACAAUGUGGAAACAAAGAAGUGAACUCAUUAUCGUUGAGAAUGUUCAUUCCGUGUGUCAAAUACCUGAUUAACAAAGUGAACAGUCAAUCAACGUUGGUGCAGCAUUUCAGCUGAAGAAAAAUGAAAAGAUUUAUGUGGCCUUUUCCCAUCCGAAUUUACUCUCAACAGGAAAUGGGAGGGAUCAUUUAAGUAUUCAUGCAAUAUGAAAGCAGUAUUUUAAAAUCUGUCAAUAGCUGUCUGACCCUUAGGAUAUGUUUUUAAAUUUGUCUUUUGGCAUUUUCUAAUUGGGUGGUUCCAACAUUCCUACUUGAAUCAUGUUGAAUCACCCUUAGGAUAUGUUGCCUGCUUUUUAACUUUGUCUUUUGACGUUUUAUCUGUGAUAUGCAGGCUUCAUAACCUCUGACCCCUUUUCAAAAUUCCAUUAGUUUAGUUCCUCCCAUUGUUUUCUCGUUUAGGGCACAAGCUUUUUAUUACUUGGGGACCAUACGCCGCUUUUCAUGGAAUGGAACUUCUGUGUGACAUUGAAGGUUCUAUGAUAACCGUCGUAUGAACACAUCUGUGAAUGUUUCCAAAUCCAAAUGUCACCAUAUUCGUGUUUAAAUGUUGAAUUCUGCUUAAGACGGUGCUAGGGGACGUGGACGGUAACUUACACUUUUCAGUACCAUCCAUGAACAGGCUCAAUGAAAUCGAGCCGGCAACAUUUUCAAUUCUGCCUUGUUUGGUUUUCUUAAGAGAGUCUGUUUUUCUCAAUAUUAUUUUGUUGAUUUAGCACAAAUAUAUUCAAGUUCUUUGUAGUACUCUGAUUAUAGUCUUUUUAUAUUUCUUUGUAGAACUUUGUUAUUUAUAUCAUCCAUUGAAGAAAAUGUUAAUAUUC